GAUAGAGACAGAGGGAAAGUGAGCGUUUCUUUAGAGCAAAGUACCUUUUCGUCUUAAAAAGUGGAAUACUUUCUCGAAUCCUGAAGAUUCCAUAUAGUAGAAGAAGAAGAAGAGCUUCUCACUUUACCCAUUUUAAUCAGAGAGACUCAGGCUUUUUUUUCAUUUAGUUCAAGCUAUGGCGAUGCUCAAAGCCUUAUCCUUUUUGUUCGUUUUGUUGUUGUGCUUCGAGAUUCAUGGAACCAUGGCUACAAGUUACUCGUUUUCGUUUGAUGGGUUCGCAAAGUCUCCGAGUCUUGAAAAGAACGUUGCUUUAUUUGGAGAUUCGAAGCUGUUCAGUGACGGUUCUUCGAUUCAGCUGACUGAAUCCGUGAGUGGAAGCGUGGGAAGAGUCGUUUACGCGAAACCCAUCAAGCUUUUCCAAGGUAAAGAGAGUAGGAACUCGUUAUCUUUCUCGAGUUACUUCUCCUUCUCGAUGCCGGAUGAGGUUGGUGACGUCAUGGCUUUUGUAAUGGUUCCAACUAGUUUGGAUCUUGGCCUCUUCGGUAAGAAAGAUAACAGUUCCUCUGCGUUAGAGUUUCUGUUUCAGUACGCAAAGAAGGAGACAGUUGCUGCUUUUGAGUUUGAGAUUUCCAAUAGAGGAAACCGUGCGAGAAUCUUGAUAGGUAAACCUGAGUCUUCCGAAAUUAGAAACCUUUCCUUUGAGGGUGACUUGUUGAUGGACGAUGGAGGGAGGUUGAACUGUAUGAUCGAGUAUGAAGCACUUAUUAAGAGGAUGAUGGUUAGAUUCAGAAAACCAGGUUCGGUUAAGUUGUUAGAUCCAUUCUUCUCUUUCUCAGUAGACUUGGGGGAGCUAUGGAAUGGUGGUGAGUUCGUUGUGGGUUUAAGCUCUGUAAACGGGAACUCUUCCAAUGCACAUUUCCUCCAUUCAUGGAGGUUUGAGAUAAGGCAGCCAACGCCGGUGUGGACGCAUUCACUGCCGCUUGAACCGAAUCAAGCGAUAGAGGCUGACGUUUCCACGGAGGAGGGAGAGGGUGUUGAGAGAAACGAGUGCAUAUGGAGAAUGCUUGGUGUUUUGGUGUUUGGUGCAGUGUGUGGAGCGUUAGGGGUAAUGCUGGCUUUGUAUCUAUGGACAAUAUGCGGUCUGAGGCGGUCAAUGGCGGUGGUGGUACCAGAGGAAUGCCAUGUGAAAGGGUUGAGUGUUGGGGUGAGUGGUAUUGAAGAAGGCAAGAAGUAGUGAAGGACUUUGGUUUGGUUUUGGAAGCUUGUCUUAUGCUGUAGUGUAAAUGUAUUGUCUUUCUUCUACUCCAUUUGUCUCUAAUGACUUCUGUGUGGACUUAAAUCAGUUUAAUUUGUAAAAUCACUAUGAAAAGAAGGCAUAAUCUUUUAUUGA
This is a messenger RNA of Brassica oleracea var. oleracea, 1390 nucleotides long. RefSeq names its product lectin-like. The record is from RefSeq and is a predicted model, not a curated record. The transcript has a single exon. Gene Ontology annotation, molecular function: carbohydrate binding. NCBI's taxonomy places the organism in Eukaryota, Viridiplantae, Streptophyta, Magnoliopsida, Brassicales, Brassicaceae. The coding region runs from base 176 to 1234 and encodes 352 amino acids.